This is a messenger RNA of Agrilus planipennis (emerald ash borer), 5203 nucleotides long. RefSeq names its product serine/threonine-protein kinase WNK3. Lineage: Eukaryota; Metazoa; Arthropoda; Insecta; Coleoptera; Buprestidae. The transcript is spliced from 10 exons. The annotation marks the transcript as partial. Gene Ontology annotation, biological process: monoatomic ion homeostasis; protein phosphorylation; intracellular signal transduction. The record is from RefSeq and is a predicted model, not a curated record. Gene Ontology annotation, molecular function: potassium channel inhibitor activity; ATP binding; protein serine/threonine kinase activity. Gene Ontology annotation, cellular component: cytoplasm.
AUAUUAAUGUCAAUAGAGAAAUUAGUAUUUUUACAAAUGCGCCAUCUAUUGCCAAAUGUCACAAUCGCCCGUUUCGUUCAGUUCUGGGUGUUGUCAAUUUCAUGAAAAAAUCGCCUGCAGAACAUCCAAGCAGCAGUGAUAUGUUUAUUCCCACAAACGUUCCAAUUCAAGUGCAGGGAUCAAUUAUAAAAAUCACCAGUGCAGUUACAAUAAAAAAUCGUAAUAAAUACACUUAGCCUUUUUCAAACUCAAUAUUGGAAUUUAUUUAUUUAACUUGUGAACUCUGGGAUCUUUAAUUUACUUGCUUAUUUUGAAAUUCGAAAGUGAUUUUUUAACUUAUUUUUAGUGUUUUAAGUGUUAAUUUAACCGGGAAUUUUUCGUUACUCGAAAGUGAAUUUUUGAACUCGAUUUACAACUUCAAUUCAGACUGGAACUGGAAAAAAGAUAUCCCACCUUUAUACCACAUGGUACUCGAAACAAGAGGUUUCAAAGUCUUUCCAUUGCUGUAAAGAACAAACACCAACCUAAUUAUCAGGACAAUUUACUAAAGACGGGGCAAUCCUGCCCAAAAUUUGAACAAGAAGUUGAAGUAAGUCCGACCAUUCCACGCAAGGGUAGCAGUGGCAGUGGUAGCAGCAAGGGCAGUUUUCGUGGCGCUCUAAAGAAUGCUAGUCCCAAGACAGUGACAGAGAAACGUGGUAAGGCGGUCUCGUUGACAAGGAAUUUUUCCACAUCAUCGAGGAGGUCAUGUGAAACUGGGGAGGACGUGGCCAGAGCUCUCAGCUCCCAGCCAUCCUCCCCAUCACCUCAUAUUUUAAAAGCACAGGGAAGCAACAAUUCUUGUUGUAACGUGAUUUCGCUAAAGACUGAUAAUAAGAAACAACAGGGGUGGGACCGAUCACUGGAACCGACCAAAGAGGGCAAAGGAGGCAGCAGCGAGCGUCAGGUUGCCGUAACUUCCGGCGUCGCGCCUUUGUCAACUUGUACUGGUAGUAGAGAGAAUGUACAAUCGCAAACGAGCGUCGAAAAACCAAAACAACAGCAACAGCAGCAGAAGCUCUCGCCGUCCCACACGUCAGUCGAUCUUCACCGGAAACUCAGUUCGAUCGAGUUCAUCGACGAUGAUAUCGACCAGGCGACGUCACCUCACGAUGUGACGACGUCCGCCAUUAUCGACGACGGAAGACGUCACGUGAAAGGCUAUCUGACCACUGACGACCCCGGAAGUAGCAGUCGUUGCUCGUCGUCUGGCGUCCCUUCCCGUUUAUCGUCAUCGACGCUGGGCAUUAACAACAACAACAAGUACACGAAUAUUAACAAGAAUAAUAAUCGUAAUAGUAGUAAUGGAUCGACGAAUAAUAGUGAUGGUAGUUGUGGUAAUGGAGAAGCGAAAGCCAAAGCGCCGAAAAUUACGGUCUCGAAACGAAAGAGUCGAAAAGAAAGGAAACGUGGGAGUGUCCUGUCUGUCGUCGAUUCGGCGAGCGGAAACGACAUGAACGACGACGAGAGGAAGUCAAGGUCGAGGAAAAAGGACGUCUCGACGCCUACGACGUCCGUCAAGACGAAAAUCGUCGACACUGAGACCACCAAAAUGGUCACCACGACCACGCAAGUCAACAGGUACACGUGGACCCCAAUUUCGGACAACGAAAGCACUAAAGAGGAUAAUAUGGACAAAAAACCAGAAAAGAAAUCGCGUACGAAAAGCUGUUCGUCGUUACUUGACGAGAAACUGGAUAUAAUCGAAAAACUCGCCGUCUUCAGAAAGAGUUUCGACAACGUGCAGUUUUUCCGGGACGAGGGUCUUUUCUGUAACUCUACUGGGGGCGGCGGCUCAUCCAAGAACUCCCCAACAGACGAUGCUAGCCCCAAACCUCUCGAUUCUUAUUCGAAAGAUGACUUGAAACCUGUAGCAACCAAUUUUGUCGAAAACGUAGUCGGAACAGCUACCAAAAUUGUUGAAACUGUUGCAGGACAACAAAAUGACCCAAUAAUAAGACGAAAAAAUAUUGCGAAAGCGGUCAAGAGUGAAACACGUAAAAGGAUAAUAGGAAGCGAAUCAUCACAGUCGCCGAGAGUCAAAUGCGAAAUGGGAAACGUCAGCCUACCUACCAUUCUGGUACCAGAACUGUCUAGGACACCAUCUUCUGACCUUUUGACUGCGAAAAAUUUUAUCGAAGAGUACGAAGAGUAUCACGCAAGCUGCUCAGAAAUCGCCGACUCCGAAGCCGUCGCCGACUCUGAGGCCGCUGCUGAUGAAAUCUUGGCAGAGAUUGCUGAUAAUGUCGACAAAAUUGUCGCUGACAAACAUAGGACUAAGAAGAAGAAAGACAAAUGUGUAAAACACGGCGGUGUGACUCACUGCAUCCCUAUAGAGACUGAUUCGAACGUGGACGAUGACUCGGACUAUCUGCCUAGCGAAUUACAACUGGUUCCUUACGACUCAAAGUACAAUCUACCUAAGAAUCUGUUUAAAAUCAAUUCCAAUGAAAUGGUCGAAAUAACCGACCAGAAUAUCGACAUCUUGCAUCAGAACGUCGAAAUUGCCGAAAGCAAUCCGGACAUCAUAUCGCAGUCGCAGAUAAUAGUCCUCCCUCCUUCAGAAUCUAAAGGACUUGCCGCUGAAGACGACGAAGAUGUGUACAAACCAAUCGCUGUCAGUCCGUGUGGACGCUUCUUUAAGUAUGAGGAAGAGAUCGGCAGGGGCUCUUUUAAGACCGUUUACCGCGGUUUGGAUACUCAAACAGGCGUUGCUGUUGCCUGGUGCGAAUUACAAGAGAAGAAACUGAACAAAGUCGAAAGGGCACGCUUCAGAGAAGAAGCCGAAAUGCUCAAAAAACUCCAACAUCCUAACAUCGUCCGUUUCUACAACUAUUGGGAGUCCAUCCUCAAUAAAAAGAAGAGCAUCGUCCUAGUAACGGAACUGAUGCUAAGUGGUACCCUAAAGACGUACUUGAGACGAUUUAAAAAAAUUAAUCCUAAGGUGCUAAAGUCUUGGUGUCGGCAGAUACUAAAAGGAUUGGCGUUCCUCCACUCGAGGUCGCCCCCCAUUAUACAUCGCGAUCUUAAAUGUGAUAACAUUUUCAUCACUGGCACGACAGGGUCCGUUAAGAUAGGGGACUUGGGAUUGGCCACACUGAAGAACAGGAGCUUCGCUAAAUCUGUUAUAGGUACCCCCGAAUUCAUGGCCCCCGAAAUGUACGAAGAACAUUACGACGAAGGCGUGGACGUUUACGCCUUUGGCAUGUGCAUGCUGGAGAUGGCUACCAAUGAGUAUCCUUAUUCUGAGUGCACAGGACCUGCUCAGAUUUAUAAAAAAGUCAUAUCGGGUGUGAAACCUGCCAGUUUCGACAAGGUCGAGAACCCGGAAGUACGUGAUGUGAUAGAGAGUUGCAUUCGACCCAGCAAGGAGGACAGACCGAGCGUUAAAGAGCUCCUCACGCAUACUUUCUUCGAGGAAGACGUAGGACUAAAGGUGGAGGUCGUCUCACAAGACGGAAACAAAGUCGUGUUCCGCUUGCGAGUCAUGGAUCCCAAGAAACGAACACACAAACACAAGGAGAACGAGGCAAUACAAUUCGAAUUUGAUAUGCAAACCGAUCGAUAUGAUACGAUUUCAGAAGAAAUGGCAAAGUCAGGCAUAAUCUUCGAAGACGAUGCGAAGACCGUAGCUCGUUUGCUGAAGACUCAGAUCACGCAAAUAGAGAAAGAACGUAAAGAACAAGAGAAGCAACAGGAAGCGCUUCUACAACAACUGCAGUAUCAGCAGUUCCUGCAGCAACAAGUUGAACAGGCGCAGAAACAAGCUCUCCAACAGUCCCUAAUGCAACAGCAGCAGCAGCAGCAGCAACAGCAGCAGCAGCAACAACAACAACAACAACAGCAGCAGCAGCAGCAGCAGCAACAACAACCCCAGCAGCAGCAACAGCAGCAACAACCCCAGCAACAACAGCAGCAGCAGCAGCAGCAGCAACAACAACCCCAGCAGCAGCAACAGCAGCAACAACCCCAGCAGCAGCAGCAACAACAACAACAACAACCACCACCCCCACAGCAACAGGACCUUGUACAACAAGACGCAGGACAACAGACGUUGCAGCAAAGUUAUCAGUCCCAACAACAACAACAACAGCAGCCGCAGCAACAGUCAAAUGUCCCCCCUCAAUAUAUUCGACAACAGAGUGCACCUGGCGAACAACAGCAGCCUCAACAACUCCCACAGCAGACUACACAACAGCCCGUUUAUCAGCAGCAACUCUCUUUACAAGUUACUGGGAGUCAACCAAACGUCGGUCAACCUAAUGAUCAGGCCCUUUAUCAGCGACAGAUCUCAGCAGAUGCGGCCCUACAGCAGCAACAGAUCAUCUACAAACAGCAGCCGCAGCAACAGUAUGUCCAGCAGGGCUUCCUUAGCGGCGACAGCCAGCCCCAAAAGGCGGAGUUCUCCUCGCAGCAGUUGCAGCAACAAUUUAUGCAACAACAGGGACAGCAGCAGCAAUCUACGCCACAAACUGAUUUCCAACAACAACAACAACAACAAGGCCAAGUUCCCCCUGAAUAUUUACAAGUGCAAGAUCAGCAUAGGUUGUCGACCAUUUCGCAACCGGAACUGAUACAAAAUUGUUCGCCUAAACAAGAACAUCGCCUGAGUGUCGAUAGUCAGCUCGAUCAACAAAAAAGAAACAUGCUGCAAGCUCAGCAUAUGGCAUCCAUGAGUUCGCAACCCACUAUCCAGGAACAACAGAAUGUCGUACAACAACAACACACUACAUCGCUUCAAAAUCUCGUCCAGGACCAGAACGUUGUAAUGCAACAGGUUUCGCAGUCGACUGCCCUCUUCAACCAAAAUGGUUCGAGCCAACCGAACCUCAAUCAAGAACAGCAGAUGCAACAACAACCUCACAUUAUUCCGCAACAACAACAGAUGCCAUCUAUUGCUACUCAGCAAACGACCCAACAACAACAACAACAGUGUCCGAUGAUGCAAUCUCAACAACCGAAUCAAAUGAUAUCUCAGCCGCAACAACAUAUUAUAUCCCAACAACAGCCUCAAAUGAUGUCCCAGCAGCCGCAGAUGCCGCCUCAGCAGUACCAAUCUCAACAGCAGCAACAUCCUCAACCCCAAAUGCAGCAGCCUCCUCAACCUCAAAUGCAGCAGCCUCCUCAACCCCAAAUGCAGCAGCCUCCUCAACCUCAAAUGCAG